Linepithema humile (Argentine ant) is the source of this 3077-nucleotide messenger RNA. RefSeq names its product CD63 antigen. Gene Ontology annotation, cellular component: plasma membrane. Lineage: Eukaryota; Metazoa; Arthropoda; Insecta; Hymenoptera; Formicidae. The record is from RefSeq and is a predicted model, not a curated record.
GGACUUUAUGUGUAGAAAGCUGCGCGCGCAUUGCGCGUGUCCACCGCGCAACAACAAAAAUACACCGCCCGGCGCAUUUGACGGCGAACAGUUGACGCGCGAGCAUCUCUAGAGGCACGGGUCGUUGACGUACCGAGAAAAGGCGAAAAAAAAAGAGACACGUAGAGGCGAAACGAAACCGGGAGGUAGCUGUCGCAGAGCAUUCCGCUUUUGCACGCGAAAAAUCGUACGCCCGCAGACGCGCGACGUCGUUUUAGACACAAAGCUUGGUACAUACAGUGAGAGUGACGAAAAUGGUGUCCGGCGGUAUGACUUGCGUGAAGUAUCUGCUAUUCCUCUUCAACCUGAUAUUCGCGAUCACUGGUAUCGUGUUUAUCUCGGUUGGUGCGGUGAUUCUUGUCGUUUAUAAUGGGUACAACAACUUUGUGGAUAGUUGGUUCUUCGCAGCGCCAGUGUUAAUGAUAAUAGUCGGCGUCAUAGUCUUCCUAGUAUCAUUCUUUGGAUGCUGCGGCGCUGUAAAGGAGAAUCAUUGCAUGAUAAUUACGUUCUCAGUUCUGCUGUUGCUGAUAUUCGCCCUGGAACUGGGUGCCGGAAUCACUGGUUACAUGAUGAGGGGCGAAGUUUCCAACAUGCUAGAAAACCGUCUUAACAGCACUUUACGAGCGUACAACACUAAUGAGGACAUUCGUCGUUCAUGGGAUAUUAUGCAACAUGAUUUGCAAUGCUGCGGUAUCGACGGCUUCACAGAUUGGCAGCGUUAUGGCGGUUACUCACCCAAUAACGCUCCUAAUUCCUGCUGUAAGGAGAUUCCUUCUCCUCAGAACAAAUGCGACUCGAAUUCGAUCAAUACGAUUUACAACGAAGGCUGCAUGAACAAACUGCAAUCUGCUAUAGAAAGUAACGCUAUGAUCCUGGGAGGAGUGGGCAUAGGCAUAGCCCUCAUACAGUUGAUUGGAGUAAUCUUUGCGUGCUGUCUGGCUCGCUCAAUUCGCCGCGAAUAUGAGACUGUCGAAACCACAGCACACUGAUCUGCCAUCAAUUAGGAGGCAUUUUUCAUAAUAUUGUUCAUCAUACAUUGGUUGAUAAAUACUUGUAGAUUCAUUACGACCGUAAUCAUCCUUAUUGUGCUUAUAAAUAUAUACUCAAAGAGGAAUGAUGUCACAAGUAUUUAGUGUACAGUGAUAACUUAAGUUAGUCAUGUUUCGGUAUUUAAUGCAUGUAAAAUUACAUAUUUUUGAAGAGAAUGCAAAGUAGCAUUUCUACUUACGCUUGUUUCUUAUAAAAGAAAUAGAAAAAAAGAACAUUUCAUUGAAUAUGAACUUUUCUUAUUAAAUUUAAUACCAAAUUACUGCCAAUAUCUGCCAAAAAUAUAUAUCACAUGCCAUAAGAACCAAAAAAAAAAAGAAAAAAAUGAACUAGUCGAAAAUGUAUACGAUCUCAUUUACAGAGAUUACCAAUGGAACAUUGAUCAAUUUUGGCACAUGUAUGACGAGGUGCCUGCUAAAUGAUGUGCCAUGAUAUAAUGUCUGACAAAUCUAUUUUUCCAUGUGAUAUGUUUAUACGUAAAGUUUGGUAAUCUUUUAUGCAUUACGUACAGUCUCUAUCAUCAUAAGAGAUAACGUUGAAUGUAGCCAUCAUUCCUCUUAAUUUUUGCCAGGUUAAAAGAAAAAAAAAAGAAAUAAUGAACUAUCUGCAUAAUCUUCCUCAGAGUGCAGAAUGGACAAAAUGUGUAGCGAUUAAUUAUAAACUUGUGUUCUGAUUAUUUAAUACUAUCAUAACAUAGCGUACAUUAUAUUUGAGUGCAUCUUGGCAUCUAUUCUCAUGCCUCCUCAUCGAUAAAAUACAGUCUCUAAUACUUAUAAUAUAUACGAUGUUGUAGUAAUCUUGUAUUAAAUUUGUAAUAAUUUUCCGUGUUCUCUGCGAACAAGAAAAGACAAUGUACUCUUAUUCGUAAUCGACGGUGCCCCGUGAAAUAUAUAUACAUAUAUGUAUAUAUAGCGUCAUUGUGCGAUAUCAGUUGUGUGUACACAAAAAUUCUUUGUACAUUAUGUACUGAUAUGUAACGAAAUUAGCGUAUCUUGACUAAUAGCUCAUUUAAAUGGAGUAUCGAGUGGAAGCUAACUAGCUGUACCCUGUCAAUAAUUUAGCUUAUAAUGUCAGUGAACUCUGAUAUUGAUCCUCUUGUGCUUCAUUGUACUGUAUGCUACUGACAGUUUAUUGCCACAAAAAUAUCUGUGUGCAUUUAAUACUAAGUUUAUUCAUAUUUGGGACCAAAGCAAAAAAAAGAUCAAGAUUAUUUUUGAGUAAUAAGUUAUUUCAAAAAAGAAAUAACAGAUUGAGAACAAUUAUGUGAUAUUGUCAGAACUAUGAAGACUUUUCUUAAACUUUUCAUUUGAUGCCUUUUUCCAAUAUUAAAAGAAUUUGUCAUAAUAUUGGAAAAGGAGUUCACAAUGAAAAUGAAAUUAUUAUAUAAUAAUGCAUUUCUACUUAUUCUCACUUGCUUCCAUUUAAAGGAGAAACAUUCUUUAAAUGUAAUUUAAAAUUGAUACUAAUUGGAUGCAUUAAAUAACAUUACAUGCGUUUACAUGCGGUUACAUUGAAAAAUGUACAAAUUCUUCUAUUCUUCUUUUUAGAUUUUCAUAUAACAAAUAAGAGAAAAAGAUUUAGAAAUUUCACUGCGUCUUGUCGAUUUCACGAAUUCAAGUACUACAAUUUAAAUUUAAUUAUUAUGUAAGUUUCUGUAGUCUUGUGUAUACAAUAAGUGAAAAAUUUAAAUAUAUUGCUUUUGGAUAUGUACUAAACAUUAUUAGAACAUAUGUGUCUGAAAAAAUGGAGAACUAAUUAUCACAAAGAAUUUAUAUGUAAGAACAGAGUAUUAAUAUAUAUAUUUACUAUUUUAAUGUACUGUUAAAAUAAUUUAAAUUUACUAUCGGCACACACACAUACACAGUGGCAAAUGCACAAGAUCUCAGAAAUAAACAUGAACGUCCGUAGAAUAAUCAUAGCAGCAGAAACAUAGAAGUAAUAGCUACGCGAGAUAUUAAAGUGUGCCUAACAUAGUAACGUUUAUGUUAUAA